AUGGGGACAGUAGCGUCACGGAGAUAUAACCUCGAGCAAUUGAAGAAAACCAUUAAUUCCGCAGAAGAAACGGUCAGACAACUUGAGCUUGAGGCCCAUGCAUCCGACAAGGAAAUCGCAGCUAUACGGAUAGAGGAGAUAGGACGGAUAAAAACAACAUUAAAAAAUGCAAUCAAUCGCAGUAACGCACUGGAUAUAGAUCUACAACGUGCAGAAUUAAUCACGGGUGUCGCGGACGCAAAUACAGCAGGACAUUACAGCCAGCUACAAGAAAAUGAUAGACUUAUACAAAAGGGGUACGCAUACCUGCAGACAUCGUGUGCCAUGGCACAGGAAACCGAAAUGAUAGGAGCAGGAGCGGAAGAGGAAUUAUAUGAACAAAGAAAUGUUAUAUAUAGAGUACAGAAUGAUGUAGGAAAUGUUAAGUUCUCAAUCAAAGAAGCUGAUGAAUACCUUACAAAACUACUCAGACAAGGGAGGCUGAACAGCGUAGUACUUACAGUGGUAUUCGUCGCAAUGCUAAUCGCAGCCCUUAUUAUACUACUAUCUAGAUUACUACGAUGGGUUAUUUAA
Molecule: messenger RNA, 573 nt
Organism: Babesia sp. Xinjiang
Lineage: Eukaryota; Apicomplexa; Aconoidasida; Piroplasmida; Babesiidae
Exons: 3
Coding region: 1-573 (190 amino acids)
Biological process (GO): vesicle fusion
Cellular component (GO): Golgi apparatus; SNARE complex; late endosome membrane
Molecular function (GO): SNAP receptor activity; SNARE binding
Source: RefSeq, a predicted model, not a curated record